AUGAGAACGGCUCUGCCAGCAGGGCUGCUACUGGUCCUGUUCCCGAUCUUGACCUCGGGACUCAAAGUGCUUCUUUUUGUCCCGACCUUGUCCCACAGUCAUGUCUCUUUCAAUGUGAGACUUGGAGAGUCUUUGGCCAGGAAAGGACAUCAAGUGGUUGGUUCUCAGGAAGUUUCUCAUAGAACAGAAAAAUUCAGACUUUGCUACAAGCUCUCGUGGAUGACAGCGUUCAUGUCGGCAAUUCAUCAAACGUCGAGGUUAUAUAAUUUCCUAAAGAUUUUCUCACCAUAAUCUCUAAUCCGGACUAUCUAUAAUUUUUCAAGAUGCUGCGGAAAAACGUCGGCGUGGCGAGUGGAACUCUCCGCGACACUCUUUGGAGCAAUCCUGGUCCCUAUGAAGACAGUUCUCCCCUCAAUCCGAUCAUUUUCCGAAAAUUCCUGAGAGUUUCUUCGGUUUUCGUUGUUGCUUGUAGAGGUUCGGCUUAUACAAUCUGUGUGCCACGACUUGAAAUUUCACCGAACGACACUCCGCGGUUCCGCUGCGCGCCUUUGCGAACCUUGGUCGCGCUUUUAAUUUUUUUUUUAAUAAGGUACUCUACUACAUGUGAUCUCACAGCAAUAACAAUCCAUUAAAAGAGUGACCUAGAUUCGAAAGACGCUUCGCGAACGCACGCAGUGGAACAGCGGAAUGCCGUUUCGUGAAAUUUCAAGUCGUGGCACUCAGACUAUACUAUAUCCUGAAUUCUGACUUCUCUGCGUUCUGUUUUCCCUAGCAGAUGUUUUUUAAUCCUUGUAUGCCCUCGCUGCUGAGGGAAAAGAGACGCAGACAGGUCAGACUAUUUCAAGUAAUUUUUUUUCAAAAAAUGUCGGUUUUUCCAGAACUCGUCGAGGAUGUCGAGUUCUUGAGGACUUUGGCUUCUUAUGAGUUUGACGUCGGCUUGGUCGAACAGUAUGACUCGUGCGGGUUUGUGUUGUCUUUUCUUUUUCGUUUUUCAAGUUUAAAAAAUCAAUUUCUCAGAAACCUCCGGGACGAGUCCGGUUUGCGUUAACAAGAUCCGAGUAGAUCAGUGUGAACCUUAAAGAUUUCACUUUGAUCAUAAAUUUCGGGAAAAAAAACAGAAAAAAAAAAUUGGAAAAUCAAGUCAGUUUGAUUUGAAAGUAAAGUGACCAGUGACCAUUCUAUGCACUUGGGUGAUGGCUGGAUUGAAAUUGGGUAGUAAGUUUGUUUCAAACAGGAGUUGCUUCGAACAAAAAGUUAUUGAAAACCGUAGUCGCAUUGAAAAUAGAAAAGUACAUGCAUUUUUUGAAGGUUCGGCUUGUUCAAAAAGCUGAAAGUCCCAGCGACAGUGUGGCUGAGUGCAACGGCCAUUUUCCGGCCCCAGACCACCGCCAUGGGUGUCGAUUUACCCUUCAGCUACGUUCCUGGUACUUUUUGUGUUUUUUUUUCGGUAGAAGAACUUCAAAUUUCAGAACUAUUCGCUUCAUUCAGCGACGAAAUGAGUCUUCUUCAAAGGGUUGAAUAAUAAAGUUUUGCUUUACUUAUGAAAUUUUUUUUUAAGACGCAAAAUUUGCUCAUCGGGACGGUGACCAACUUUGCUUUUUCGUUCUUCUCCAGAGCGCGACAGUCGGCUCUGUUUGGAACUGGUAAUUUUUUUCAAAUAUUCUUUAUCAACUAUGAAAGUUUGAAGCUAAUUACAUAACAAAAAAGAUAUUUUAAUGUUUGAAAACAUUGGGUCUGAAGCAAAGAGUUUCUAGAUUUUACAACUUCUACUCUCCUCCAGGAGCUUGGUUCUUCAAAAAAAAAAAGUUUUUUCAAAGGAAUCGCUUUGUUAUCGAACUAUGCUCGUUUUGAAGAACAUGCCAUCUUCUUCAGACCUACUAGCCGAGUCGAGACGAUCCUCUUCAGUUUUUGUCAACUCGGCCCCCUCCUUCGACUACAGCGCACCUUUGUCGACGGAAAUCGAGCAUAUUGGAGCGGUGACAGUGGAUCGGAGUUCAGAGCCUCUUUCCUACGUGAGAAAGUUUUUCUAGACGACUUUAGCUGAGGGCGGCUGAACAGAAAUGCAUAUUUUUGGGGUGAAUUAAGUUGCAUAGUUCGUGAAAAGUAGAAGUUCAGACGAUUCUGUCGUGUUUUUACAAGUCUAGCGGUACUUUUGACUACAAAUUUUUCUCAGUUCUGGCAACAAGUGGCCGAUUCGAGUCGUCACGGCUUCGUUAUCGUCAGCUUCGGAGGAAUCGCCCGAACUGUCGAUAUGCCUUCAAUUAUGCAGGUUCUUCUUCAGCUUUCUUUGUUACUCUGUGUCUGCAAAUCAUAAGCUUUGAAAGCGGUUUCAGAUUAGCUUCAAAUUAUAACUUUAGAAAAAAAAAAUCCAAUCUAGCCUUCCCACUAUGAAAAAAAUGUAGCUAUUGAAAGUGAUGCUCAAUUUUUUCGAGGUGGACUAUUUCUACCUUUCAAAAACGAGUUUCAUCGGAAAAUAAUAAUUUUUUCAACUUUACGGAGCCCUAAGUUUUUCUCAAAGACCUCCUUGGCUACCCUGACAAUUUUAAAUCUCGAAUUCGGAAUAAACAUGGGAAACUGCAUCUAAGUUGGAUCUCGCCUGGUUAGCACAUCUAAAAUGACCUGAAAAUCUUGGCUUCUCUGCGCCUUUCUCUCUCUUACGUUUCAGUACUGUUUUUUACAUAAUUAUGAUGAUGAGAGAGAAGAGGGCGCAGAAAGGUCAGGUUGGUUCAAAUCAGAAAAAACCAUCUUCUUUCAAGGCAACUUUUAACCGUUUGUAAUGGUUGUUUAUAUCUCAUUGUGUUAAGUGAACAUGUGCUCUUGAGUGACGAAUGCCUGUGGGCGUUCGCCCCAACUUUCUUGACAACAUCACUCUGGCGUAGCGCACUGCUAGCGUGCGCUACGGAAUAAAGACUUAUAUGCCGAGUCGGGCUUGCUCCCAAAGGAAGAAUGGAAUGAUGCCGAGGAACAUCAUUUUAUCCAUUUCAUGGAGGUCCCGGGAACUUCCGCCAUGUACCAUCCGGCGGAAGAUCUACUCCAGUCUUCCUCAUAUUCCAUCUAAGAAAGCUACCUCUACUCCUUGAUUCGCUACCAGUCCAUUCAACAACUACUUCGAUGAUAUUAACUGUCGCUCGUUCUUCUGUGGCUUAUUGCGAGACCUCUACGAAGUAGCACUCGAGCAGAUGAAGAACAACUGUCUUGCGGUUCGCUGGGUUACGCAAGUAAAACUUUUUCUGCUUGAAUUAUAUAUCUCUGAUGUGCUUUAUUUAAAUUCGUUUUCUAGGGAUACACAAACAACAAUACAUGAUUCUCAAACUUAUUACAUUUGUGGUGUGAUGUAAUGGUUUAUUAAUUGUUCGGUAAGCGUGGCUGUUCAAAUAAGAAUUUCGGAUGUUGUUGAUUAAUUUGCAUUUUGACAGUUAGUGUGGUCUGUUAAAGUAUGAAUUCGUAUCACUAAGAUGUUGUAUUUUGUAAGACCUCCAUCAGAGAUUUUUCCACUCAAAAUUAUAAUUUCUAUCCUUUUCAAAUCGAAGUAGCGAGUCAAUUGUUGAGCACCGAACUCAGGCAUUCAGAGUCCGGCAUUUAUUCCAUCUUGUCUUUAUUUCACAUGUUCACUUGGACAACCAUUCUCCCAUUUCAACGAAGUCUCGGGACGAGACUUUCGGCGAACGGGGGGAUGUGAUAGUCCUCUUCUAUAUUUCCCAAUAGUAUUGAAAUGUUAGGUAUCUCCCUUUUAUCCUUCUUUUCCUAUGUCUCUCCAUAACUUUUUUCAAUUCGCUCUUAAUAUCUUACAUUUUUUUCCUUUGCUUCGGGGACGAAGCAUCUUCCGUAAUCGGAGGGGAUGUAAUGGUUGUUUAUAUCUCAUUGUGUUAAGUGAACAUGUGCUCUUGAGUGACGAAUGCCUGUGGGCGUUCGCCCCAACUUUCUUGACAACAUCACUCUGGCGUAGCGCACUGCUAGCGUGCGCUACGGAAUAAAGACUUAUAUGCCGAGUCGGGCUUGCUCCCAAAGGAAGAAUGGAAUGAUGCCGAGGAACAUCAUUUUAUCCAUUUCACGUUCUAAAGAAAAAUAAAGCUCUCAAGGCAAGUUAGCUUGAAAAAAAUACCGGAUUCUAUAGAUUUUUCCUAUUGAAACCUGUCUUUAGAAAAUAUUGUUCUCCUCCUUCGCCCGAUUCGCGCAAGUCACGUUCAUCGUCAAAUUUGAAAGCUCCAACACAACUUUUGCGUUGCACGACAACGUGGUGACGGCCGCAUGGAUCCCGCAACUCCAACUCAUGCGUAAUAAUUAAUGAAGCAAGAUUUCCAAGUAGAACUCUCCGCAGAGCAUGAGAACUACCGAGCAAUCUUCACGCACGGAGGCUGGAGCAGCAUUUUGGAGACGGUGAUGCAUGGACGGCCCAUGAUUCUGAUGCCGUUGUUCGCAGGUUGGAGUGGAGUUUUUUCAAUUGUUUUUUUAGACUGUUGCGUUUUUAUCAGAAUCGAUCUUCAAAAAAAAAAAAAAUGAAUAUCAUUGUUUGGCUCAGAUCACGCCAAGAACGCCAGAGUUGCUGAAUCGAAAGGUGUGGCUGUGGUUCUGGACAAAAUGAGGCUUAAUCAGAAGACCAUCAUAGAGGCUCUUCAUCGGAUUCUAUUCGAAGAGAGGUUAGUCAAGGAUCUAUCGCGGAUUUUUCAAUUUUCUUCUGAGCUGCCAAGUUUCCAUGAUUUGAUUCCCAGCAGGAUCGAUUUACAAAAAAACUUGGUGGUAUGAAAAAAACACCAGCGAAAAUUCAAAUGGCGACUUUUCCGAUUUUUUCAUAUCGCUAGGGAACUUUCCGACGACCACCUUUCCGACGAAUCCCUUUUCGACUUUUUCUGGAUAAAAUAUUCGUUUUAAAUUUCCUAUAUAAAGUAGGUAGUUGGUUCAUGAUUAAAAACACAAAAAAAUAGGGUAAUAAAAAUAUGUAAAUAGAUGUCUUAUAAACCGAAAAAAAUAUAAGGGAAAAAAAGUCGGAAAAAAAUUUUCGUCGGAAAGGUGGCCGUCGGAAAGUUCCCUAGCGAUAUGAAAAAAAUCGGAAAAAGUCGCCGUUUGAAUUUUCGCUGGUGUUUUUUUCAUACCACCAAAAAACUUGAUAAUGAGAAAAAUUAUAACCGACUUACCCGUUGAAAAAUUUGAAAAAUUUUGGAGAUAGGAUAAUUUAUUUUAACUACAGCCAAGUUGAGGAAAUGUCUUACCGUUUUUUGUUCCACCCGUCAUUUAAAAGUCUGAAAUGGGUUUGGAUCAACAAUUCUUGAUAUUUCCUAGACUCACAGUUCAAAUACAACUCAAAAAAAUUUUCAAUAUUAUCAAAAAGUUUCCGUUUUUAGCUACACAAGGAACGCUGAGAAACACAGCAAAAUGCUGUCCGACCGGCCAGUUUCCUACGACGAUUCAAUCGGAUUUCGUGUCAGGACCGCCGUCAAGAAUUCUUUCCAACGAUUCCGCAAGAAAUACGGCCUCGCACAACGACAGAAUCGUUAUUCCAUUGUUUCUCCUGGUUCUGCUGAGUUGUUAGCUCUUUUUGCCAUUUUCAUCUUUAUUUCUUCCCAUUAAUCAGUUUUUUUCUUCGUAGAAUUUACUCACAGAUCUCAUUCUUCGUCCUUGUUUCCUUUGUUAUUUUUUAAAUUAAUAAUUGUACAGAACUUUGUUUCAUAAUGAAAAAAAGAAAAUCAAAUCCGGACAUUGGUUCUGCGUCUACCGCAAGUGUUACGUGUAGAAACCGUUAUCACUGUUUUUAUCAGUUGUCCUCUUCUACGGAGCUGCCGCGUUCGGACAACGACUCCUUAACGCAGAACCCAUGAACUUAUUUCUGGUGUUUAUCGUCAGUUUAGUCGUGACAGGUGAUUUAUCUUAAAUUUUGAAGCUUAUACACCUUAAGGUAUUGUGCAAGCUCCCCUAUUUGUUAUUAAAAACAAACUUGUGAGGUUUUCAUCGCUUAUUACUUUCGCCUUCUCACGUAUCCCUCAAAUUUGUCUCUGAAUUUCGUUUUUUUUUUUUCACCAAUGAAUUAAGAUUUUUGAAUGAAAUUUUUUUUAUUAAUUUAAGACUUGGAAUCUGACAGCUUAUCAAAGCUUUUCAUGAACUUUUUUAUAUUUUAUGAAAAUUUGAAGCGUGGUUCAAGAUUUUAUUUGAAUAAAUUUUGGAAAUUUGACAGAUUUUCAAGGUUGUAAUUUUUUGCGCGGGUGGGUGCAGGAUUGCGUCGUUCUGCAACUUAGUGUAUUUUAACCUCGGAUUGAAACUUUCGAUUCAAAAUACCUUUUUCUUUUGAUUUUUUUUCAAAGCAUAUCAUCAAAAUGAAAAUAAGUAUUGUUCCUUUGUUAUUAAUUUGCUAUGAAGUAGUUGACAAAUGAUGAAAAAAUUAAAAAAAAAACGUUAGAAAAUGGAUAGCUUCAAAACAGAUCCGUUCAGAAAAAUGUCACGCAGCAGCACACGAGCCGUUUUCGAAGCCGGUAGAUGUGUCUCCGGAAAAUAUGAGAAAGACUGUGCCUAUCGAUGAGAACAAAACAAGGUGUCAUUUUAUUUAUUUAUUUACUUUGUCCCACUUAUGCACAAAUAUACUGUACAGAAAAGAGAUUAUUUGAGUGGGAAGAUCCUAUUUUAAAAGGAUAAAUUCAGACUUUUAAUCGUGGACUACUCGUUCCGAGCCGAAUCUGUGAUCUACGACGUUCUGGAUCACAAAGAAGACAGUCCUUCUAAGGUCAUUUCUGGGAAUUUCUCAUUUGAAACGCUGCACCAUGACAUGGAGGGCAGUAUGUUGGCGAGGAUAUCGGUUGAUUUUUUGAUUUUUUCAGUAGAUAACUAAAUUUUUUGAGCUUACUCAAUGCAACACUGGGAAUUGCGGAACGGUUCCACCUGUUUUUGUAUCCUUUCGGCAAGGAGGCAACAACGUUGAAGAAGUUUUGGUCGACCUGAGGUUGGUUGAUUGGUUCAAUCGAUAGAUAUGCCGCUGAUUCAAAUCCGUGUUAGUUCUUCUUAAGACGACUUGAGAGAAAAAAAAAGUGAAAAAUUUUAGUUUGAGUUUUUUCGACAUACUUUUUCACUCAUCAAUCGAACAAUUCCGCAUCAGAGUAUACCACAGCGUUUUUUUGAUGACGCCCCGCUCAUAUUUUUACAUUUUGUUUCGUAUAAUGUAGUGUGUCGUGUGCAUGCAUCGCGGCGCUCUCGCACAUGCAACGCUCAAAGUAAUUUUCGCGAAAUUAAAAAUCAUAUCUGAAUUUCUGAAAUUCAAUUAUAUUUUCUCACUCUCUGGUGGCUAUUUUGAAUUUUGCGGAAUUACUUUCAACCCGGAAUGUGUUGAUUCAAAAAUUAAAAAAAAUUAAACAGAAAAAGCGCGUUUUUUUUUGAAGGAGAAAUAGAUUCGUCUCAUGACCUAUUGAUGAUUAAUAUUACCUGUUGUUUACGCUCAGAGACUACAAAGACUACAAACCGACGUGGAACUUUAUUUACGGAAUCAUCAACACGAUUUACACCCCUGCAGAGUACGGCGAAGGAGAUGAACAAGUCGUCGUGAGUCAAUCCGAAUUCUCGACCCUUUCCAUGUCUGAAAUGUUCAGAACACUGUUUAUGGCAGAUGUCGGACACAGUUCGGCCGUCCUGAGGACAAAAGGUUCCGUCGCAAAAUCAACACUUGCCAGUUGGGCUAUAAUCAGUUGAGAGCUCUUGGAAAAAUUCAACCAGUGGGCAUUUUUCAGAAAUUUCACUCGUUUCCAAGGUCUAGAAGUAGUUGAUUACGACCAGGAUGUAUGGUACACGUGGGUUUUGAUUUUUUUUGUUUUCUCUCUUGGAUCGCCAAAGUGGUCCCUGAAGUGGUUACUUUGUAGUUUCUCCCCAAGAAACGAUCUUACCUCUCCCUAAAAGGGGCGUUAGAAUCGUAAAAGUGACCACUAAAGGGGCCACUCUAGACGAGCAUGUGAGUCGUUUAUUGGCAUGAACUCUAUGAGAAUAAAUGUUCAAGGGGAAAGUUUUAAUUAGCUGGGAAAACUUUUAGUGGCCCCUAUAGAGGCUUCUCAAGGACUACUUGGAGAAGGCACUAAAGUGGCCACUAUAAAGGCUUUCUGUUUAGCGGCCAUUUCAGUAGUUUUUUAUCCAGUAUUCCUUCCAGUAACUCUGAUGAUUUCAAAACAAAGAUUGGACUAGUUAUGUUGACCUACUGACCCCUAAAGUGACCACUACUGUUUUUAGUGGUCUAGUAGUAGCACUUAGACCUCUAUAGCGGCCACUAAAUUUUAACCCCCUAGGUAGCCACUAAUUUGACUAUUAUAGUGGCCACUAAAACGUCGAAACCUUAUAGUGGCCACUAACAAUUUUCCUAGUGAAAAUUGAUUUUGCGAUGGAACUCUUAUCAAUUAUCUUCUUCUUCUUCUUCUUCUUCCUACGCCUUUGUACCGCUUGAGCGGCGUCGGCGCCCCAAGUCGAUUAGCCGAGGUCCUAUCCUGAUGAUAAUCAGUGGACUGGCUCCAGUGACAUAUCCGUCCUUGUGUGUGACGGCUGGGGAUUUUGAAGUCGUGGUUUCCCACUACCAACAUUUCUUAAACCCCUUGGUUGGGUCGGGGCGGGGAUCGAACUUGUGACCCUGUGGACCGUAGACAGGCACACAACCUGUUGCGCUACGGCGCGCCCCUGAACUCUUAUCAAUUAUGAAACUUAGAAUUUCUCAGUGAAAGAUUUUCAGACAAAACACGAAAGUCGACGCUGAUAUAGUCAUGAUUGACGCCAUCGAAUCUUUGUCCUUCCGGACUCCUUUUGAAGGAAACCAUGGCUUCCAAGUUGAAAGCAGGUUUGAAGGAGAAGAUCCUUGUUUCUUGUAAAAGUUUUCUAUCGGGGUGUUUAUUCAUCUUGGAAUUUAUGAAAAUAUAAUUCUGCGAGUUCAUCUCAAAAAUCCUUGUGUUUCUUGAAAAAAUUCGAGAAUUUCAAACAUGCAGCCGAUCUAGUUGAAAACGGUUUCACGGUCCUUCUGCGCAUAGUUAAUCCAGUUAAGCCUUGAAGAGCUCACAAUGUAGCGAAUACUGUAGCUGGAGCUCUUAGACCUUCUUGGUUCAAGCUUCGAAUGAGAGGGGGGGAUUGUUCAAGCUUUAUAAUUGAAGAAGCCAAUUACAGAAGUCUUCUGACGGAUUUAUGAAUAUUUUCAGAACCCACGUUGAAAUCACCAACCGAACGAGACUUUUCGUCGACAAGCACUGUCCCACGGAAACCACCGCCGCCGAAUGCGCCAGGUCUAAAUUCGGAGCCACGACCGUCGGAAUGAAGCUCUACGAACACGUCAAGUUCGCCCAAGAUCCCUCAAAGGGAAAAGUAAUUUCAUUGAAAUAUUCCCGCUCAACGUAAUCUCCUUGAAGUUGACCAAUCUUCUGGAAAAGUACCGCGAGCAUCUGCACGACAUGGGCGACGCUCACAUGUGCGAAGAUCAUUCUUCUCUUUUCGCCGACAUCGUUCAGGCAGCUCGGACAGCUCCACGGGAAGAGUGGGAGCACGUCAUCAGGAAGCCAGAGAAUGAGCCUAUCUUGUGAAUAAUCCUAAUUUUUGAUAAUGUCUUUUAAAAGUUCUUUGAUAGAGUUCGGGGAAAGUACUCAGAAACUCGUUUUUGGUGUUGAUUUUGGUCACGCAUGCGUCUUCAAAAACUCCUGAAAAUAUGAUUUUCCGAAUUUUCGCUCAUUCAAGAUAGCUUCUGCGUUUUUCAAUAGUCUUCUCUUCGAAAAAAAAGAGAGCUAUAGCUGAUUUUUUUAAUUCAUCUAGUUUGAGUUUUUUUUUUAGGAAAAAUUCCUCUUUCAUGUUUUUUUCUGACCGCUCUGACUCUGUCCCAGCAGAGUGUCGUUCGGAAAUUUGAAGCGAUUUUUUAUUUGAAUAGUUUAGGAUUUUUUUCUUGUUUUUUUGAUUGCCUUUUUGGAAAAAAAUGCCCACGUAUCAAAAAAAGAUGAUUUUGGAAGUAGUAAAGGCAUAGUAGGAAAAAUUUUUUUUUGUCGUUAGUUUUUGAUUUUUUUAGUUUUUCCACUCAAAUUCAAAUGUUUGAAAAAAAUUUUUUUAUUUGCUUUUGAAACCCGUUUCUGAAACAACCAGAUUAGCCAUUAUUAUCCUUAUUCUUUAUAAAUAUCGCUUGAAGCCGAUAAGCGAAAUUGAAUUAAUUUUUUUUAGAUAUUUCAAAAUAACUUUGCGUUAAAUUUGAGAAGAAAAAUAACCUCAUCCAUUUCAGACCUCUGAUUUCGAACGCUCUCGGAGGCGUCGGUGACGUCAUUUCUGUCCAAAUUGCUCGUGAAGUUCUCCUCGUCGAGGCUCCAGACGCCCUGGACGACUUCCUUUUUGGCGUCGCUCAUUCAUCUUCCAUCAAUGAGAAGUGGCACAAACAGCUAAUGGUCUGGAAAAUGAGUAAAUCGAAAAAUAAAAGGGAAUUUCAGUACUGGCUCGCGGCGCUCGAAGAAAAUGGGGAAGAGUAUUGGAAAGUGGCCAAUACUCUGGCGACAGUUCUAAGAAGACGCUGUGAGGCUUCAGUUAGCAGUAACAACGCUUGUACUAAAGAGAAAGAUUUGGUUCGUUUUCCCAUAGUUCGCUCAAAGCUUUGCUUUGCCUAGAAACGUCAGAGUGGUCACUAGAGAGGUUAUAGGGAGAACAGCCCCUAUAGUUGACAGAAUAGUGGAAAAAACUAGAAAUUGAAACUAGCGAAGAUUUUAAGACAAUGUAAUUAGCCAGUAAUUUGAAUAAUUUUUCAGGUCGUUAAAAAGUUCGUGACAGAUUUGACUUCCGUCGCCAAAACUGAUGAAAAAACGCUGAAAGUCCUUGAAGUUCUUUUCAACUUGCCGACGACCUCGUGAGUCCUAUUACUGGUAAAAAAAAAGAAGCGAGAGAGAUGCCAGAGAAAGAGAGAAGAACCGAUUGUCUGGUGUCUCUUCCACUUGCAGAAUUAGCUGAACAGACAUAAGUUUGGCUGAAGCGAGAGCAACAUAGCCUGAAGAGACGUUAGAGAAAAAAAUUAGGAUUUUCUGGUGUCUCUCCAGUUUUCUGUUUCUCUCUUACCGUGUCAAUUUUUUUUUUCUAGAUAAUCAAUAAGAAAUUUUUGUCCCUUCUUUUCGAAUGAGACUUUCAGGUAAAUGGAAAAAACCGAAAAUCCAUUUAAAAAUUUCCUAUCAGACUAUUAGAUUAUAACCAAUAUGGUAGGGCCGUCAAAAAUCAGAAACAAGAGAACUAGGCGGCCUGAAGAGACGUCAGAGAAAGAGAUGUCUUAAUAAUAAUUUAUUGACAGAUCAGCGUGAACCCUAACGAGUUCACUUGGAUCUAGAAUUUGAGAGAAUACAUUAUACAGUUAUACAUCAUUUGAGUCGUGGAGGAAUAGACAAGAAGAUCUCGUGCAAUGGUAGAUUGACCAGUAAAUUUUUUAAAGACUUGGGGUGGUGGCUGAAUUGAAAUUUGGAAGUGAGUUUGUUCCGAGUAGGAAUUGUUUUAAAGAAAAAAUCAUUAGAAAAAAGUCUUGUUUUGUCUGCUGCCUCUUCUCUCGCCCUUUCUUUUUCUAUUCUCCGUAAAUUUGAAUUUAUUUUUCAAGAAGCUUCGAGUUCGCAAAAAACCAUGUCUGUGGCUCGUCCAGCUCCGCCGUUCAAACUUCGGCGUUGAAGUUGAUUCGUCGAUCUGAUCCUCAUUUCUAUGAGUCUCAGGUGAGCUUUAUUGGGCGGUGGAAUGGCUAAAAGCGUCGCGGUCGCGUUGCGGCUCCGCUAGCGUUUUUUAAAAGUGUUUUAUAAAAAAUUUAUUGAUAGCCAAUAGAACGCUUUUUCAUUGAUAAGUUUCAGAAUACCAAAAACUUGUUCCUAUAACAAUUUUUUCCAUUUUUCUGAGAAGUUCCGACAAAUAACGCAACUGUGAAUAUGCAACCUUACACAUUUUUUAAAAUUGAUAUGUUCCUUCGCAAGUCGGUUUGGGUCGGUCGCGCUUAAAAGUAGCCUCUCCGUAUAGAGCCAUUCCAAAUGCGGUCAUGGAUUUUAAUUUUUAUAAAAACUAAUACCUAAAUAAAGUUUAGCUCAUUCAAAAACUCAUCAAAGUGUUCCGAAACACUUGUUCUCGGGAAUCGACGACUUCUGAAUCUCAAAUCGCCAUCGACAUUUUACUCAGGUUUUCUUAUUUCGAAAGCUAUCAAGAUAAGUAUAACUUAAAGAUGUCUUCCUGAACACCAAAACGUGGCUACCUGGAUUUUGAGGUCGGAAAAUCUCAUUCCUGAUGACCAGGAGAAGUGGCAGUACCUGUACAAGGCGAUUCAUGCUUCUGGGCAAAAAGAUGAACUGGUAUUUUUUUAACGUUUCAAGGCGUCUUUAAAUGGUGUGAUCACAGCGUCCUAAUUUUAAUUUGUUUUUCAACAUUCACAAAAAUUCAGCCGCUUUAUGAUGACUACUUUUGAUUCACUGGUGUGUGGAAUUUUUUUUUUCCCGAUAGUUUAGACAUUUCAACAUUUUGUGAAUACAUAAUGCUUCUGAAAAAAAAGAAUGUGCCCAGUUUUCAAGUUUUGAACUUAAAAUCUGGCCAGUCGAUGUAUAUUUUCAUUCAUUUUUCCUCAAGUUUUCCACAGGAAAAAAUAUCUCUUUGAAUUUUGUUAGAAAUUGUUUUCGUGACUUUUUUUCAAUCGAUUUGAGCUCAAAUUGGGAGUUUUUGAACUGAAGUUUGGUCAUAAAUCACUAAAUUUUUUUUUGACUACCUAUUUUUUUAUUUUUUUCUUACUUUCAAGGCUUUCAUAACACUAGGUAUCGUUUUUAUCUAUUAUUUUUAGACCGGAGGAAUUUAAAAAAAUCAAAUUUGCCACCCAUUUUCUGAAGCAACACAACUGAAUUGAGAGAAAAAUUGAAUAAUGAUCUUUUAAAGUUUCAGAAAUAUUUAAAAAGGUAGACUCCGCAGUAAUUUUGUCCCAAGUCCCCAGCAAGAUAUUCAGAAAGAAGAGCUUUGGAAACGGAUGCGCCAAUUCAAAGUCUUCAGGCCAAAUUAUCUCCACAGAUCGCUUUCGGCCGAUUCUUAUGCUCAUUGGCAACAAAUUUUUGGUUCUAGAAAAUCAUCUUUCUUUGACUGAGUAACGGAAAGUUUCCAGAAGCUUCCGGCUUCAAAAUAUUCUCCUCAUCGGCUGCUGAAUUUGCUGGACCUUCAUUCAAAAGAUCCGAUUUCGAGUUCAGCGUCAAAAAGAACAAACUCGAGGAGAAUUUGUUCUCGGUAUGUAAUAGAAGAGAUGUCUAAAACAGAAAAUAUCGUUCAAUAUAAAAAAAUUUUUUUCAAUUAGUUGUCAGAAUCAUCUUCAACGUUCUGAUAAUGUUCAGGCGAUUGAAAAAUUUAAUUUUUAAUUUUUUCGAUUUUCCCCUUGAAUUCGAAUUCUUCAUUUUCUACUUCACUACAGAUCAUAAAAGCUUGAAGAAGAAAGUUCAGUAUCAAUAAUGAUCAAGAAUAAACUUUUGAAUUUUUGGUUAUUCCUGUCCCUAACUUUUUAGGACCCUUUUCUUCUGAUGUGUUAUUCUGGAGCUUUUUCGCUAGAUUCUAUGAAUUCGCCUGAUAUUUUGAAUAUUUUCUCAGCUGUCGGUAGUAUCAAACGGCCUGGAGCAGUUCGUUUCCGAGGGAGCUCAUCAGAAAAAUGUCGAUCCGGAGGCGAGUUGCCGAUUGGCCCUUCUUGGUCAUGCCCUACCGGCGGUCACCUUGUUCAAGGUAUGUUUAAAAAUCUAUUUUCCGUUCAGAGAUCUUUUCACUCCUUCUAGGGCAACAGCGAUAUGCUGUCUGCUGUUUGGAACGCCGAUGGGCAGACCCUCAAGGCUUUUGAGGUAAUUGUUGCGACAUUGUCCGUUUCUUUGCGACAUGCAAGUGUCUGCGUCUCUCUGUUCCCUCACCGGCGAGGUCAGAGGAACAUGAAAAUCGCUCGCCGAGAUGAGAAAAUCGCCGAAAGACUAGGAGGGCCCAGAGAAGCCUCCUUGAGUCGCGAAAAAUGAAUAUAUGAGUCCGAAACCUCUUUUUCCCAAAGCUCUGAAAAAAGCUACCAAGAGAUAUGUAAAUUUUCCAGCUCAAAAGAUUCUUUCUUGUUCAAAAUUAUUCAACGAAAUUCAAAAUAGCCGUCAGAAAGAAGAAAAUAAUCAAACUCUGAAGGGUCAGAAAAAAUUAUGAACUUCACGGAAGUUACUCCGAAUCUGCUCUUCAUGAGCGCACACUUAUAUAGUCAAUGUUUCCCGACUUGAAAGGCGAGGGAGGCGUGGCAAGGGGCGGGACGCGUAGCGUGUGCGUACGCGGUUCUUGGCACGUGUUCAAUUCAACCGCUAGCGAGCAUUCAGAGAGCUUAUUUAUCGCUCUUUUUCACUUUUUUUAAAAAAAUUAUUUAUUGAUUAUGUUCAUGUGUGCAUCAAAAAAAUAGAAGAAAAAUACAAAAAAAGAGCGGUUGCCGAGCUUUUUUUGAAUAGUCGGCGGCGAUUGAAUUGAACUGGCGCCAAGAACCGCGUACGCACACGCUACGCGUCCCGCCCCUUGCCCCGCCUCCCUCGCCUUUCAAGUCUGGAAACAUUGACUAUAAAAAAAUAGCAGAAUAAUUCUCUUCCAUCAUUAAGUGUUCACUUAAGGGUCAUUUGCCUCUGAGAGACACCCAAAUCGCUCUCCCACUUCUCUCCGGACUUACAGUGGACGUCGAAUCUCGCGGCGCGGCUUUUUUCCGAAUUCUCGGCGCCGCUGAAGUCUCGCUCUGGAACAGGGACUCUGCUGCUGCCAUCUACGCGAAGUUAGUUAUUGAAACUAUUAUAGUCAAAACUGCUGUACUAUCGAAUAUUUGAAGAGACUUUUGUCGGUUCUUUUUCACAAAGAAUGGCUCUGAUACCAUCUUUUUCUCAAGACCCUAUAAACGCUGAAUAUUAAAUUAUCAAACUUUCCUGACUUUUGAGCAGUAGUACCGUAGUAACUUAUCGCGGUUUUUGACGGGAAAUCGAAAUUUAAAUGCAAGUCGGCUUUUUUAAAGCUCUUUUUGCUUGUUUCCAAAAAUGUUUAGAUCAUUUUUCUGAGAUUGAAAGCGGCUUUUUUAGUUGGAUUCAACAAACUGUGAAAGUUGAUUUUCACCAUAUUUUUUCAAACUCGCGUUUAUAUAUUUUUUUUCUGUCUGUGGAAGCUUUUUGGUCAUUUUUUGUUCCUCGUUGUACACGAACUUGUCUGAUUAACUAAAAUAUUACAAAAAAAAUUUUUUGCCUCAUUUACGCUUGCGUUUGAACUUGUAGCUCCCGUCAAAACCCGCGUCGCGACCGCAACUAGUCACUAUAGUGUAUCUGCACCUUUCCAGUCUACAAAAUUGUGAUAGAAAACUAGAUUUUCAGCAUUUCGACGACCCUAGCCGUGACGGCGACCUUGUCCCAUCACGCGGUUCCGAUCCGCAGGGUCGCCUCCCAAUUUUCGGCCUUGACGACGAUUUCCAGCCACACCGACGUCGACUUCAGCUCCAUGCCGUACAACUUCUGUCUGACUUCCGAACAAGGAGACAUCGCCACAAAGUUUAGAAGGAUUUGUUGAGUUUCUGAAGAAGGCAUUUCCAGAGCGACGACGGUUGUUGAGGACAUCAGCCGCCCGCGGAAGAAGAAGACGUGGACUCGUCGGAGGACGUGGCCCGCCUUCACCCAUCGACUCGACGACACUACCCUUCGGCAAUGUAACAAAUAUGCCCUUCAGGCCCAGUAG
Molecule: messenger RNA, 15654 nt
Organism: Caenorhabditis auriculariae
Lineage: Eukaryota; Metazoa; Nematoda; Chromadorea; Rhabditida; Rhabditidae
Source: the annotation of a GenBank genome assembly